CUUUGCAUCUGCAUUAUAACUUAGUGGUUUCCUGUAUGUCUUCAUUGUAAAACAAUAAUUAAAUAGAAAUUUCUUGAUUUCUUUCUUUUGUUGGACAUUAAUGGAAUUGUAUUGCCUCUUCGUCCUUUUGGCCCCUGCAUGUACAGAGAUAACCUCCUACAUCAACACUUACACUGGAAUAUCAGGGAUUCCAGGACUUCCUGAUAUCAGUGCUUUAACUACAGUGGAUGGUAAAGAGGUUUAUUACUAUGACAGUAACAUUAAAAAGCUGAUUUCCAAGCAGGGGUGGAUGAACAACACUGAUUUUAGCGAGACCUGGAAAAUGCUUAUUGAGGACAAUUCCAGAAAUAUCCAAAGGUUCAAAAUGUACACUAACUUCGUAAAAAAGCGCUUCAAUCAAACUGGAGGUGUUCACACAUAUCAGUGGAUGUAUGUCUGUGAUUGGAAUGAUGAGACUGGAGACAGUCAUGGGCAAAAUAUGUAUGGAUAUGAUGGAGAGGAUUUGAUCGUACUGAAUCUGAAGUACACAGGAAGCAUCACAUCUUCACAUCAUACAGCUCAAACCCAUCAGGAGAACAAUGACAAAGUGCAGUUUGAGAUUUUACUAAACAUUAACAAUGAAUGUGUUGCCUGCCUAAAGAAGUUCCUGGAAUUUGGCAAAGAUGUUUUUAAGACAACAGUACAACCUGAAGUGCAUCUUCUGCAGAGAAAUGCCUCCUCACCAGUGGUGUGUUUAGCAACAGGUUCCUACCCUGAAAUUGAGAAUAUUUCCUGGAAGAAAAAUGGUGAGGAUUAUCAUGAGGAUGUUGAGACCAGAGAGACUCUACCAAAUGAAGAUGGAACGUUCCAGAAAAGAAGUAUCCUCAAAGUAAAGCCAGAAGAGUGGAAGAAGAACCAGUACAGCUGUGUGGUGCAGCACAAGAGUUUAAAAAAGGCCAUCCAAAUGAUUGUGAGAGAGGAGGAAAUCAAGACUAACCACAAACCUGUAGUUCCAACCAACAAUAUUACAAAUGUGAGUGGAUUGGUGGUAUUGGUGAUAGGCCUACUGAUUUUCAUUGUUUUAUUGGUCUGUGUGUGGUGCAGGCGUAAGAGAUCCAGAGCUGGCACCAACAGAUGCAUCUAGCUGGAAGAAUGAGCAAUGGAUCAGAUUCAUCAGUUUUGAUCUGCUUGAUUUCAGCACAUAACCAAAAACAUGUUUUACAUGAGCCAUUAACAAUUUGUUUAGCUUCUUUUAUCUGUUUGUUAUGUAAUAAUUGCAUAACCAGAUGAAUUCUACAUGCAGCAAAAAUGUACAUUUAGUCAAUUAUUAUUGUAAUUUGUUGCUAUAAAAACUUGUGAAUACAACAAAAUAAAUUAUUGGACAAGUAACAUCUACCACAAAUGUGUGAAAAAAAGAGGCUUUAGCAAUUAAUUCAACUCAAUCUGAUAAAGUUAAAUGUUUCAAGUUGAUUUACAAUUUACAAUUAAUGUGCAAACAAAUUUUCAGAUGUAAAUAGCCACAAAGAUCAAAUGCUUGUAUCACCAGCAUGUUUUUUCUUCUUCUGAAAUUUGUUCUGCCAUCGAUGAUAUGUCACUUAUUUGAAGCAUCAACAUUUAGAGAUUUUGUUACAGUAUGAUUCUCAGACACAAUUCAAUUAUCAUCGCACCAAAAGGAUCCUAUCUGUCUGAAAUGUUCAAUAAAGUGGGAAAUGCACACAUUAAUGUAUAAUACAAUUUACAGUAAUAAACAGAUACAGUCCAUAUAAUGUCAUCAUCAGUCAUCA
Molecule: messenger RNA, 1763 nt
Organism: Xyrauchen texanus (razorback sucker)
Lineage: Eukaryota; Metazoa; Chordata; Actinopteri; Cypriniformes; Catostomidae
Product: major histocompatibility complex class I-related gene protein-like
Exons: 6
Coding region: 101-1123 (340 amino acids)
Biological process (GO): immune response
Cellular component (GO): external side of plasma membrane
Source: RefSeq, a predicted model, not a curated record